Molecule: messenger RNA, 838 nt
Organism: Mytilus californianus (California mussel)
Lineage: Eukaryota; Metazoa; Mollusca; Bivalvia; Mytilida; Mytilidae
Product: BTB/POZ domain-containing protein 6-like
Exons: 3
Coding region: 50-838 (262 amino acids)
Molecular function (GO): protein binding
Source: RefSeq, a predicted model, not a curated record
UAUAUUUUACUUCCUUCUUGAAUAAUUGUCAUAUCUUGUUUGCUUUUAGAUGACAAUGGUAGCUCAAACUGAUUGGCAGAUAGGAAAAUCACUGUCAGAUCGUAUGAAAUACAUGUUGGAUAAUCAGCUGAUGUGUGACGUCACAUUCCAUGUCGGAUCAGCCAAGUCGCCAAUCAAAGCCCAUAAGUACAUGCUGGCGAGUGCUAGUCCUGUAUUCUAUAGCAUGUUUGAAGGACCAUUAUCAGAAAAGGGGGAUGUUGAUAUUGUAAACAUGACUCCAGAAUAUUUUGAUAUGAUGUUACAGUAUAUAUACACUGAAAAAUUUGUAAUAGACUCCAAAAAUAUCAAAGGACUUCUGUAUGGAUCAGAAAAGUAUAUGUUACAAACUCUGAAAGAUAAAUGUAGUGACUUCUUAACUUCAAGUGUAAAUGGAGAUCACACGUGUGUUGUAUUUCAAACAGCGCAUGACUUCAACAUGAAAGAUUUGGAAACAGAUGCUCUGAAUUUUAUUUUCAAGAAAGGAAGAGCAUGCUUUGAGUCCGAUGAUUUCCUACAUUUAUCUUCUGACUGCCUCACAUUGAUAGUUGAAUCCGAUAAACUGUAUUGCGAUGAACCAACAAUGUACCAAAGGAUGGUACAAUGGGCCAAACUGAGAUGUGAGGAACAAUGUAUGCCGACGACUGAUGAGAACAUUAGAAAGAAUUUACAAGGUUCUACUGUUCUCAGUACAACACAUACAGCAUUAAACUCGAUUACAGGCCAAGAGAUUUAUGAAAUUCCGUUUGAUUAUCCAGUCGAAAUAGUUGCAAACAAUCGAUACACUACUACUAGUAUUUAA